Molecule: messenger RNA, 3047 nt
Organism: Leguminivora glycinivorella
Lineage: Eukaryota; Metazoa; Arthropoda; Insecta; Lepidoptera; Tortricidae
Gene: TfIIFalpha
Product: general transcription factor IIF subunit 1
Exons: 12
Coding region: 979-2541 (520 amino acids)
Biological process (GO): positive regulation of transcription elongation by RNA polymerase II; transcription initiation at RNA polymerase II promoter
Cellular component (GO): transcription factor TFIIF complex; nucleus
Molecular function (GO): DNA binding; RNA polymerase II general transcription initiation factor activity; TFIIF-class transcription factor complex binding
Source: RefSeq, a predicted model, not a curated record
AGUACACAGAACACGUAAUUACUGUAUUUGAUUAUUGAAAGUACAUCUAUUGACGGCAGACCGCGAAGGAGAUGGCGGCACGAUCUUGACGUCUUUCGAAAAGAUUGGCCAAACAUUGCCUUAAACCGAGACGCGUGGAAGAAAGAGAGGGAGGCCUUUGCCCAGCAGUGGGACACAACAGGCUAACAAAUAAAUAAAUAACACAUAAAUAAUUUACCAGAACUGGAGUAAGUCAGGGCAGCAACUUGGGGCCGUUAGAAUUUGUCAUAAUGAUUAACGAUCUGCCAGAAGUAGUGAAAGAGUCUCAAUGCUUACUGUUCGCUGACGACCUCAAGUUGCUCCUGGCGAUCAAAGACGAAGAAGACUGCAAGCGGCUUCAGAGGGACGUGGACAGAGUGGUGGAGUGGAGCCGGAGAAACAAGUUGGAGUUUAAUGUAGACAAAUGCGUGACAAUUACAUUUACCCGGGCUAAAACACCACUCUCCUACAAUUAUUUGGUGUCAGGGUCGAAAUUGAACCGAGUGCAGUCGGUAAAGGAUUUAGGAGUACUUUUAAAUGCAGAACUGACUUUCAGAGACCAUAUUGUCAGCAAGUGCAAGAAAGCGUUCCGAAUCCUAGGAUUUGUGCUUCGACGAGCAGUGGGGUUUAAGAGUGUGAAGGCCAUUUCGGCUUUGUACAACGCCCUGGUACGAAGCCAACUGGAAUGUAAUGCUGCAAUCUGGGCCCCGCAUGAGACGAAGUACAGCAUAAUGAUAGAAAGGAUACAAAAUAAGUUCACGAGGUACAUCUACUUAAAACUGUACGGAGUGUAUCCUUUCUAUCCGCUUAUGUAUCCCACGUUGUUCGUUAUAGGUAUGGUGGGCUAUAACAAAUUAGAAACACGGAGGGAUCUGUCACUCGCAUGCUACGUGGUGAAGAUCCUUCGCGGCAGUAUUCACAACCCGGGGAUCUUACAGCAGAUGAAUCUGUACGUGCCCAAUGGCUACGUGGAGCGGAGGCGGCGGCCGCAGCUGCUGGUGGAACCGAUCGGCAGAACCAACCUGCUUCGCGUCACCGGCCGUGCAAGAGUUCAAAAUUCGGGUCCCUAAGAAUGUGAAAAAGAAACAUCAUGUGAUGCGUUUUAAUGCCACAUUGAAUGUAGAUUUUGCAAAAUGGACUCAAGUUAAGAUGGAGAGGGAGAACAACAUUAAGGAAUUCAAAGGAUUAGAUGAAGACAUGCCCAAAUUUGGUGCUGGCUCAGAGUACGGGCGAGACAUUCGUGAAGAAGCUCGCCGCAAGAAGUUCGGGAUCAUCUCGCGAAAGUACAAGCCUGAAGAUCAACCAUGGAUAUUGAAAGUGGGAGGGAAAACAGGAAAAAAGUUCAAGGGCAUCCGCGAGGGCGGCGUGUCGGAGAACGCGGCGUACUACGUGUUCACGCACGCCGCCGACUCCGCCAUCGACGCCUACCCCUUGCAGGAGUGGUAUAACUUUCAACCAAUUCAAAGAUACAAAGCGUUGUCUGCGGAAGAAGCCGAACAGGAAUUCGGAAGACGCAACAAAGUGAUAAACUACUUUUCGCUGAUGUUCCGGAAGCGCAUGCGCGGCGACGACGCGGCCGAUGACGGCGAAGACCCCGACGACAAGAAGACUAAAGGAGCCAAGGCGAAGAAAGAGUUAAAGAUAUCCGAUAUGGACGAAUGGAUUGAUUCCGACGACGACUCCUCCGGCUCCGAGGCUGCAGAAAAAGACAACGACAGCGACUCAGGCGCCAAGAAGAAACCAAAUAAAAAAGGUCCGGUGAAGAAGAAGAAAAAAGUGGAGGACGAGGCGUUCGAGGAGAGCGACGACGGCGACGAGGAGGGCCGCGAGCGCGACUACAUCUCCGACUCCUCCGACAGUGAGACAGACCACGAGGCGAAGGCGAACAAAGAGCUCAAAGGAGUAGCAGAAGAAGACGCACUCAGGAAGCUGCUGACAUCGGACGAGGACAGCGAGGAGGAGCAGGAGCAGAAGGAGGCGUCGGAGCCGGAGGACGAGCCGACGCGCGAGGGCGAGGAGCGCGCCAGCAAGCUCACCAAGAAGAGGCGCGCCGACGACAAGCACCACUCCAGCUCCGAGCUCAGCGAGGACUCCGACACCGACGCCGAGGCGCCGCCCAAGAAGCCCAAGAAGCGCAAGGAGCCCGCCGCCGCACCCACGCCCAGCUCAGCGAGCGCCCCGGGCAGCGCCAGCACGUCUCGCUCUGGGUCGCCCGCGCCCGCGGCCGCCGCCGCCGCCGCCGCCCACGCCGCCGCCGCCGCUGCCGCAGCCAACGCGCCGCCCGCCAAGCGGCCCAAGAUCGAUCCCUCCUACACCGAGUGUGGCGUGACGGAGGAGGCGGUGCGGCGCUACCUGGCGCGCAAGCCCAUGACCACCACCGAGCUGCUCACCAAGUUCAAGUCCAAGCUCACCGGCGUCAGCUCCGAGCGCCUGCUCGAGACCAUGACGCAGAUCCUCAAGCGCAUCAACCCCGUCAAGCAGAACAUCAAUGGGAAGAUGUAUUUAAGUAUCAAAAACAACUAAUUUAUUUAUCUCAACUUCGCUCUUCACUAUUCAUUAUUCAAAGCGUAGUGCGCCCGUGGUUACGUUUGAUUUGACACUCACAUAGGGCUGCCAAUUUCGCCAAACCCGGACAAAGAUACAAAAAACCCGGACAUUUGACGUAAAUCGCAAUUUUUCCCCGGACGAGUCAGAAUUUAUUUAAAAAAAAACAUCUCCUUCAAUUUUCAUCAAUAUUUUUUUACAUUUCCCACAAUGUGUAAUUCGCGAGAAGAAACACCAAAAAAAAUUUUUUAAGCUAGGUAAAUUUUAUGUUUUUUCUACUCAGAAUCACAAGCCCUUUCGAUCUAGGACAAAAAACAAAAAAGUGGUCACAAAAAUGUCUAUUAUUUUGCGUACUUUUCACUUUGUAACCGCUGUACAGUGUUUGAAAAAUGGUAACGAAGUGGAAAAAUUUGGGACGCUUUUUUUUACCUAGUAGGAUCGAAAGAGCUCGUGAUUCUGAGUAGGAAAAACAUUAAAUUUACCUA